UGGCCGCAUUUGAAAAGUCACCAUAUCUUUGCAACUAUUCAACAUGAGCGCAACAUCGAGUAUUGGGAUGUGAUUUUUACAAAUUGAAACGUAUACAACCUUUUAAUGCAACUUUUAGAAUAAAAUUGUUAGUUAGUUAUUCACAAAGCUAAAUUCUUAACCUGUUAGCACAUUACAAACAUUCUGAAAGUUGUGAUUUAUAUUAUUUGACAUUUUAUGACGAGUUGUAUUAUUAGUUGUCAAAGUUGUUAUCGGCGGAGUGUUGGAUGAGGUGUUUACUAAGUGCAAAUGUUUCAAUUUAUAGUACUAUUGAGAAAAUUGUAGAAGUAAAGUAUAAUUUACUCAGGUGGGAAGCUACAGGUGAUGAUGACUUCAUAUAUGAAACUGUUCGAGGACUUUUUGCAGCGCAAGGAAUGUGAUGGAACUCACACAUCUGCUGCGUCUGAAGAUGAAGAUAUAGAGAUAUUGUGGAAAAUAUUGGUGAAAUUCUAAACAAUCUAUUACAUACAAGAAUUAGUGAGAAUGAAAAACAAUGGUGCCACACAUUACAAAUUAUAGUUUAUGUUGACAAGUACAAAAUGAUUGUGUCUAUGAUAAAUAUUUAAUAUUUUUGUUCUAUCACCAUUGAAAUUAAUAUAAACCGAAAUUCAAUUUGAACUGCAUCCAAUAAAAGUAAUAAAUAUAAACAUUUUAAAAUAUGUUGUUAGUUUUUAAUAACUGUUUGUAGUCUGCAGCACUAUUUGAUUAAGUGUAAAAAAUUUUAAAAUUUAAUAUAUGGUAACUCCAUGAAACGACGCCAUAUUGCGAAAAAGCCAAGUAGUGAUAUAAAGCAAAUUGUCCAAUAAUAGUGUUGUGGUGAAAAUUAAGCUUUGUUAAAUAAAAGUAACUUUAUAAUAUAUUAGUGGAAAUUGAAAAUGUGUUUACAGCAUAUAGCUCUACACCGAAUGAAAUCUCUAAAUGCAUUCAGUAUAUAUUUUUAAACGUUGGAUCAUUAACAUAUCUAUUCAUUAGCAUCCAAAUUCGUCUUUUGAGUCUGUGUGUGGCACUCUUAAUUCUAUUAGUGAGGGUGGUGGUAGUAAUAAAAUGGAACACAGUUAUACGAGAGAUAACUCCCGGCCAAUAGGGAGUGUUACCACUGGUUUGUUACCAGCUCGUACAAUACUAGUUCGACGUACGCCACAGUGCCCUUCUUGUCACACCCAUCCCGAAGAGCAUGAUUUUGAAGAUUUUAAUCAGGCCAAUGUGCCUUCAUACAAUGAAAUAGCGGCAAAAGAAGCAAUGAAUGAGUGUUCUCGAAUCGCUAAAUACGUUAAAAACAAUAAUCCAGACGACGAUGACUGGGAAGCACGUAUUAACCAAAUGGGUUGGAGCAACAUGCAAAAGACACUUUUCAAUAAAGUAGCAAACAUUUUGGAUAAUGAUCAGUUAGGACGACUAGCCAAUGUUAAUCGUCAAAACGAAUCCAUGCAGCGUCGUGUUGCUGUCGAUAAGUCUGCAAGUCGAAUGCGAAGAGCGUUAGCUGCUGUCGCCUGGGACUCACGACUCACACAAUGGUUGCAUUGUCUGUUAAUGGACUCACUUCCAUCAACAUAUAUGGCAUCUUAUUUAGAUAUUUUGCAAACAUUAAAAUCUAAAUUGCCAACACUCAUGGAUAAAAUGUUAUUUGGGCGACCGUUAAAUGUUAGCCAAGAACUUCUGGCGCCGGUAUUGAAAAACAAAUGGGAGCCAAUUGUUAAUACGAAAGCCCGAAAACUAACACAGAAUGCCGUAAUAGUUGCACUGCCUUCUGUACCUACCAGUGGCCCAGUACCUAAUCGCCUUCAAAAAUGGUAUCAUCAAUUGGCUAGCAUAACACAAAUUGUACAAGUAACUCUACCAUCGAAUGUUAGUCAUAUAGUCCGGCAACCAUUGGAGCAAGUAGCUGAACAAAUAGUGUCACUUACUCGAGUUAAAAUACAAGAGUUGCGAAACGAAAAUGCUCAGCGAAGCAUCAUAUUGAUUGGUUUCAACGCUGGCGCUGCCCUUGCUUUGCAAGUGGCGAUGUCGGAGAAUGUAGCAUGCGUAGUGUGUAUGGGCUUUGCUUAUAACACAUUCAACGGAAUACGUGGCACUCCUGACGACCGCAUAUUAGACAUAAAGAUACCAAUACUAUUUGUGGUUGGUCAAAAUUCAUCAAAAACAAGUUCCGAAGAAAUGGAAUCGUUGCGUGAAAAAAUGCAAUCGGAAAGUUCUUUGGUGGUGGUGGGCAGUGCAGAUGAUGUUCUGCGCGUUCCUAAAAGCCGUAGGAAGUUAGAUAAUGUCACACAAUCGAUGGUAGAUGCUAUGGUUGUGGACGAAAUAUAUGAGUUUAUAAAAAGAAUCCUCAUUAAUCCACCUGGACCACGGGUUCCUACAACAAUAACUAGUUUUGUGCACACUAAACAAGGACGAAACUCAAUUAAUAACAACGUUGGUGGUAGUUGUGCUGAAGGCAAUGCUAAAAAUGGGUCUGCACAAAGGAAGCGUAAAAACGAUGGUUUGAAUUCAGAUCAAGAGACGCCAGCGAAGACUAAAUAUGUUAAUUCAAUCGGCCGACCAAGAACGCGCCCCUUGAUAGCAUCCACAUCUACUCCAGCUAAAACAACAGUGAGUGCACUAGCAGGUGGUACUUCUAAAACAACUCAGAUACAAAAACAAAAGACACAGUUAUCUACAAAUUCUUCUAUUACGAACGAGGAUCUGAACAUGGCCAUACAGUCAAUAUUGGGUGAUGCCAAUGAACAUGAUGGUUCGAUGCAGAAUUCCGGUAUCGACACUGCUCAAAGUGCCCAGAAAAUUGUGACGAAUUAUGAAAUUGUUGCACCAUCAAAGUCGACUCCAAUAAAAACCGCGUUAAUGAAUCCGCUGCAAAAGCAAACUCUUCCGGCUGGUGCAAAAAUAAAGAUGAUACCUUCUAAUCAAUUCGUGCAACUCAAGCCGCCACUGCAAUCACAAUCGAAAAUUUAUACAAUAAAAACGGCGUCGAUGCAACAGAGUAGCACAUCUGGAAAUACAAACAUUGGCAGUAUUGUAUCAACAUCACCAACCGGCAGCACCGUUGCAAAUCAUCAGCAACAGAUAUUCACUUUGAAAUCUCCCAAUGGCCAGACGACGCAAUUCGUUACAGCUGCACCACCUGGUACGGCUCAGCAAAAGUAUACUGUCAUGAAAAAUGUAAGUGGUGGAACUACACUGCAAAUAGCAAAUGCAGCUUUUAGUGGCAUAAAAGGGAGUACGUCAAACGCUGCAUCCGCCUCCAAUAUGGACCUGUCAAACAUAAUCGAUAUGCCAAUUGUGUUUGCCGAUAAUGAAGGUAAUCUGUCUGAUUCGGUGGCUUCCUCUACCGCAACUGUCAAGUCAGCCAAUACUUCCGGUGUCGGGCAACUAAUUAUAAGUCAGAAAAUCAUUAAAGAAGCUACCUCCACUGGGUCUGGCACGACUGGUAUUGUGAGCACUUCGCCUAAGACUGGUGGUGGCACAUAUAUAAUUAAUAAAACUAUUGGCAGCCCACUCAUACAACAAACUACUCAAACAUCAGUCAAUAAACAAAAUAAGGUAGUCUUUAUCAAUCGUAACACCAUGAAACCUUGCCCGAAUAUUAUUUCCCGAUCGAAUGUCACACAACAAUUGCCGAAAUACACUAAGGUUGUUGUUACGAAUCCAAAGACAUCUGCAACAACACUUGUACCCCGUCCAGCAAUGCAACUAUCGACGACGCAGCUGCCAGUGGGUACAGCUAGUAGCAGCACUCCACUUGUGUCGUCUGUAAAGCAGGUGAAUUUACAGACACUAAAGUCUCCAGUCAGUAUUGGUGCACGUCAGACAUCAGGUAUACUGAAUGUUUCCACAAAGUCGCUGCCACAAGUGCAAAUUAUUAGUACAACCGCUGGUGGAGCAGGUAUUCCUUCGACUGUGGGCAGUAUCACUAACACAGGCAAUCCGACAGCUACAACUAGUGGUAGCAGUGUGUUGAACGACCGCACGCAAAUCCGAAAUAUUGUUGUAAAACCCGGAGGAUUAAAACAAAUACCUGCUUUGACUUCGCACGUAUUUAAUCGAAAUUUAACCGUACGUAAAAUGGUAAAUAUCAUAUCCGGCACAAAUCCAGCUAGUUCAUCCUCAACCUCACCUGGCGUAUCUAUAGUAGCUCAGGCGACUACAGCACAGGAUAGUGGUCAAAAUAAUGCCGCUGGCACAACAUCAUCUAUACAAACCUCACCAAAAGUUAUAACUUUAAAUCCGAUUAAUCCGUCGGUUUCGAUCAGUAGCUCUGCAUCCGGCAAUGGUAAUAGCACGGCCAAUAGCACUCAACCAAAGAAGGAUUGAAUUUAUCCUCUUUGAAAGUAAACUCUGCUGUUAAUCUUAUCCUUAUUUAGCAUUAGAAAUAGAUACAUCUUAAUAUUUCAUCUCAUUCGCGUUCAAUUCGUAGUUUAACUACUUUCGCAUUAAUUUACUUAACAAUUAAACAUUUAAAAAUAAAUAUAAUAUAUGUCUUAUAA
Messenger RNA from Bactrocera oleae (olive fruit fly), 4517 nucleotides. The record is from RefSeq and is a predicted model, not a curated record. NCBI's taxonomy places the organism in Eukaryota, Metazoa, Arthropoda, Insecta, Diptera, Tephritidae.